Fusarium verticillioides 7600 is the source of this 2087-nucleotide messenger RNA. Its product is annotated as DnaJ like subfamily A member 2. NCBI's taxonomy places the organism in Eukaryota, Fungi, Ascomycota, Sordariomycetes, Hypocreales, Nectriaceae. The record is from RefSeq and is a predicted model, not a curated record. Gene Ontology annotation, cellular component: cytoplasm. Gene Ontology annotation, molecular function: Hsp70 protein binding; ATP binding. The transcript has 4 exons. Gene Ontology annotation, biological process: protein refolding; response to heat. The coding region runs from base 281 to 1585 and encodes 434 amino acids.
CAAUAUUAGAAAACGUCAAGUCGACAGUGUAUUAUCGAGGAAGACUCCCUUGAUUCAUACUGUUUGACAGACAGAUCUUUUCUCUUUUCUUCUUUCCCUUACGUACCCCGCGCUCCAAAUCCGCGCCAAAAGAUUUUCUACGGGCCCCUGCUGCUUGCACUCGGCCAACAGAGUUGAUCGACGGAGCGGACCAAUUCUUCAUCCUGCAUUACAGUACAGCAAAAGUACUGUAGCCUAUUUUGCUGUACCUACUAACCUUGCUUCAUCUCCGCUCUUCAAGAUGGAUGAGAACCCUUUCAACGCAGGCGCUCCUGGCGCUGAGGAGGUCGAUCUCUAUGAACUUCUCGAGAUCGACAGAACUGCCACACCAGAUCAGAUCAAGAAGGCUUAUCGCAAGGCCGCCCUGAAGUACCACCCAGACAAGGUUGCCCAAGAGCAUCGAGAAGAAUCCGAAGCCAAGUUCAAGGAAGUCACGCAAGCCUACGAAAUUCUCAGCGAUGAGCAGAAGCGCGAGCUCUACGAUGUUCACGGAAUGGCCGCCUUCGACAAGUCCCGAGGCGGCCCUGGUGGCCCUGAGGUCGACCUCAACGAUAUCCUCUCCCAGAUGUUUGGCUUUGGCAUGGGUCCGGGUGGCCCAGGUGGCCCUGGAGGUCCCGGCGGCGCUCGCCGACCCAGACGUGGUCCUGACGAGGAGCAAGAGUAUAAGGUGACGCUCGAGGAGCUUUACCGUGGCAAGACUGUCAAGUUUGCUGCCAACAAGCAGGUACUUUGCGGCCAGUGCAAGGGCUCUGGCGGCAAAGACAAGGCCAAGUCUUCUUCCUGCGAGCGGUGCAAGGGUAAUGGUAUCGUUGAGGCCUUCCGCCAGAUAGGGCCUGGUAUGAUGCGCCGUGAGACUGUUAUUUGCGAUCACUGCCAGGGUGCUGGCCAGGUCUUCAAAGAGAAGGACCGGUGCAAGAAGUGUAAGGGCAAGCGAACAACACAGGAGAAGAAGGUUCUCGAGAUUUACAUCCCCAGAGGCUCGAUGCAGGGCGAGCGUAUCGUCCUGGAGGGUGAAGCCGACCAGUACCCGGACCAAACGCCUGGCGAUAUUGUCUUCACACUUGUGGAAGAACCCCAUGAUGUCUUCACUCGCAUUGGACAUGAUCUGUCUGCUGAACUGACUGUAUCUCUGGGAGAGGCUCUAUCAGGAUUCUCGCGAACCGUAUUCAAGCACCUCGAUGGACGUGGCAUUCACAUCGAGCGACCUCAAGGCAAGAUCCUACGACCAGGUGACUGCCUCAAGGUUCCCGGCGAGGGCAUGCCUAUGAAGCGUGGCGAGACCAAGGGGGACCUCUACUUAAUUGUCAAGGUGGAGUUCCCUGAGGAUGGCUGGUUGAAGAGCGAAUCGGAGUACGAGACACUGCAAAAGAUGCUGCCUCCUCCCCCUGCGAACAUUGAAGCCGAGGAAGUCGACGAAGUCGAGUAUGAGGACGAUGCUGACAUCGAGAAGAUGGGUGAGAACUCGGGUGACGGCCGAUUCGGUGGUGAUUGGGAGGACGACGAGGACGAUAUGGGCGAUGGCCAAGCUCAGUGCCAGACCCAGUGAUUGGGGAUACCUCCGCAUCGACGAAGAUGGAAUAUUCUUAGUCAUCACUUCAUUAAUCCAGAGCAGAAACUCCACAGAGCAGAAACUCCACGUCUCUAUCUCACGAUCAGGGACAGGUUCACUGCCAUGGUAAUGGCGGCCUAGGGCAACAGGUUUAUCAGUAUCAGAGCCAAAGUCAGAGGCUUCCGGGAUAAUAUCAAAAGGAGAGACGACUGAGGACUUGUUCGUUUUGGAAAGGAGAAUCCAAAAUGGUAUCAUAUCAUGACCGACCAUACACACCAAACCACACCACUCUUGGGUCCAAAGAAGGAACUGGUCUCGGUAUUCAAGGCCGAGAGAUUCCGUUGCAGGAGACACAUGAUAGAUAGACUCGUGCAUAAACACAUUGUAGAGGCAUGAACUUUAAAGUUGAGGAAUUAAUUGGUGAGACGUUGUGCAAGUGUGAAUAAGAACAAAGGAGAGCGAGGUCAAGUCUGAGGUGGGAAAUUGCAUCGCAGAGGUA